AUGAAUUCUCCAAGCUUCACUGGUUCAAGUGUCAUUGAGGAUCCGAAAAACUUUGUUGAGGACCUUCAGAAGGUUUUUGAGAUUAUCCAUGUUGUUGAUGCUGAGCGAGUGGAACUAGUUGUUUAUCAACUGAAGAGUGUGUAUAGAAUCUGGUUUGACCAAUGGAAAAAGAACUGGGCCGAGGAUGCACUGAUUAGUAACAUGGAUGAUGAAAAUGGCAUGUGGUAUCCAAAUGGUGAUGAAUACCUCGCACUUAGAGAUUUGUGGAAUUGUUAUGAAGAGUGGAGUGCAUAUGGUGUUGGUGCUCUCAUUUAUUUGAAAGAUGAUAAUGAGAGUGUUCUUCAAUAUUAUGCUCCUUACUUAUCAGCGAUUCAAAUUUACAUCGUCAAAUCAACUUCCUCACUAAUAAGAAACUCAUCUUCUGGAGAUCAUGAUGUGGAUUUCGAGACGGAAUCUUGGAGUGAUGCAAGUGAGAACAGCGAGAAGUUGUCGAGAACUAUAAGUAACAACUCCAUUUCUGCAGAUUCAUGUUUUGAGUGGGAUGGUUCAAGAGACCGCCUUGGCUAUCUCUAUUUCCACUAUUCUGAGACAUGCUCUCCUUUUUGGAGAAUUCCCUUUUCAGAUAAGAGCACUGAAUUGUCUGCUGCAAGUUGGAUGGUUGUUGCUUGGUAUCCAAUAUACCAUGUUCCAAUGAAAGCAAUUACUAAAAAUGUUUCUGCAAGCUUUCUUACCUACCAUACAUUGUUAUCAACUUUCCAAGAUGUUGCAGAAGAGAAACCCGAUGGAGAAAGUGGAAUUCAUCUUAGUCCAUUCGGUUUAGCUGCAUACAAGAUGCAAAAUGAUGUAUGGCUAAACACUCAUACAGAAAAGGACUAUGAAAAACUAUGUGAUCUUCAAAAUGCUGUAGAUUCAGGGCUGAAGCAGCUUUCUUAUAGUCACCAUGACUUCAAUUUCUUCACCGCGCAUUCUAACAUGGAGCGUGGAGGUUACUCAUUAUGA
This is a messenger RNA of Solanum tuberosum (potato), 999 nucleotides long. RefSeq lists its product as uncharacterized. Bases 1 to 999 code for a protein of 332 amino acids. NCBI's taxonomy places the organism in Eukaryota, Viridiplantae, Streptophyta, Magnoliopsida, Solanales, Solanaceae. The transcript is spliced from 6 exons. The record is from RefSeq and is a predicted model, not a curated record.